AUGUCUACCACACCAGAUUUCAAGUUCUUCAAGCUCUCGAACAUCGCUGAAUAUGUGGUUCACGUCGAGAUCAACCGCGCAGAUCGUCUAAACACCUUUACUCGUGCCAUGUGGCUCGAGCUGGAAGCUGUGUACCAACGUCUCUCAUAUGAUCCGGAUGUCAGAGUCGUCGUGAUGUCCGGUAUGGGAGACCGCGGUUUCUCUGCCGGUCUGGAUGUACACGAGGCCACCACGACCGGUAUUCUCAGAGAAGAUGCUGGUCUUGAUCCUGGACGAAAAGCAAAUCGCAUUCGAAGAGACGUAGAUGAACUUCAACGCUGUGUUGGAGCGAUUGAAAGAUGUGAAAAACCUGUGAUCUGCGUCUUACAUGGCCUUUCCAUCGGGUUCGCUCUAGACAUUGCAACCUCUUGCGACGUGAGAAUCUGUACUUCGGAUGUCACUCUGGCAGUCAAGGAAGUCGACAUUGGUCUGGCUGCUGACAUCGGGGUCCUGAAUCGAUUGCCAAAGAUCAUCGGAAGCUCAACCUGGAUCAAAGAUAUCUGCUACAGCGCAAGGAAUUUCGGUGCCGAUGAGGCACUUAGAGAGGGACUAAUUAGUCUUGUUGCUGCGGAUAAACCUGCCGCCCUUGAAUUGGCAUUCUGUAUGGCAAAGCUCUGGGCAGCCAAGAGUCCUGUUGCUGUGCAAGGAACCAAAGAAUUGCUUAACCAUAGUAGAGAAAAUUCGGUCACAAACAGUCUCCGCUAUACCAAAGUGUGGAAUGCUGCAUAUGUGCAGUCGCAGGAUGUGGGAACGGCGGUGAUGUCGUCUUUGCGUAGGGAGAAGCCUGUAUUCUCCAAGCUGUAGUUGAAACGUAUGUCGCGACUAUGUCCUACUAGAUACAGCAUAACAUUUUCCUCAAUCAUAUAGUCUCUCUCAC
Molecule: messenger RNA, 916 nt
Organism: Aureobasidium subglaciale EXF-2481
Lineage: Eukaryota; Fungi; Ascomycota; Dothideomycetes; Dothideales; Saccotheciaceae
Exons: 3
Coding region: 1-843 (280 amino acids)
Cellular component (GO): mitochondrion
Molecular function (GO): delta(3,5)-delta(2,4)-dienoyl-CoA isomerase activity
Source: RefSeq, a predicted model, not a curated record